AUGGAACUGCUGAUGCUUUUCCUUCUUUCAACGGCCCUGGUGCCUGUCUCCAGUUCCCCAGCACGCCGUGCAGACAGGAGCGAACCCUUCCACUUGGCAAUAUCAACCACCGUCGCGGGCGGGUCACCAGCUGGUCAUGGACCAUCGACGCCGACAGUGGCGCCGGCGAUAGAGCUGAGAGCCGACAACGGCGCGGCGGCGGAACCGGUUCUUGGCCGCCGCGAAGCCCUCAACAUUGGUGACCCUAAUGCGUCGCCAGCGGACACAGUUAUUCUCCACCCGUGGCCCGGCCAAGCAUGCACGACGACGCUGUCCGAGACGUUCGGAUAUCCGUGCUCCUGGGACGGAACGACGACCAUGUACCCUUCCACAACGAUUUUGUUCCAACAAAUAAACUGCAACGGGUGCAGCAGCGUAUAUGUUUCUAAGGACUACUAUUAUUGCCCCAACCAGAGCAUCAACGCGACAUUGAGGGCGGGGAUCCCGAGCACGUCCUGGAGCACCAUAUGCCAACAAUCGACCGGGGUCGCGAAGCGCACCGAGGUGGACGCGCCCGCCGCCACGACCCCGACCGCCGAAUCCGGACCCAAGGCCGUGCGGAGCCCGGAGGACGGCGUCCACCCCGCGGCAUGUCCAACCACGCUGGUCGUGCAACCGGUGCGCUCGGCUGGCAAGACGGCAACGACCUACGCGAGCUUCACGACGACGACGUCCACUGUCAACUGCGGUGGCUGCCCCCUGGUGAGGGUGGGCCGGGUGGAAGAAAGGGCGGUCGAAAUCCUUUUCCUGUAG
This is a messenger RNA of Chaetomium globosum CBS 148.51, 792 nucleotides long. RefSeq lists its product as uncharacterized. Bases 1 to 792 code for a protein of 263 amino acids. The record is from RefSeq and is a predicted model, not a curated record. The transcript has 2 exons. Lineage: Eukaryota; Fungi; Ascomycota; Sordariomycetes; Sordariales; Chaetomiaceae.